ACAUUUUUUUAGUUGGGCAUAUUUAUAGUCAGCCCUUUGCCUUCUACGUUUAGGUCCCUAGCCUCCGGUGUCAUUGGUGAAUGACCGGAGAUGUCGCAUAGUAGAUUGUUUGCCCGGCUGCUCUUGCAGCAAAAUGGAGUAAGGAGCUGUUAUACUGCUUCAAGAAAGAACCUCUACAUUGAUAAAGACACCAAGGUCAUUUGCCAAGGCUUCACAGGGAAGCAGGGGACGUUUCACAGCCAGCAGGCAAUUGACUAUGGCUCCCGGCUAGUCGGUGGCGUAUCCCCCGGCAAGGGGGGGAGGACACACCUCGGCGUGCCCGUCUUCAACUCUGUCAAGGAGGCGAGAGAGGGCACCGGGGCAGAGGCCACAGUGAUCUACGUGCCCCCUCCAUUCGCGGGUGCCGCCAUCAUUGAGGCCAUUGACGCCGGCAUGCCCCUGGUGGUGUGCAUCACAGAGGGCAUCCCCCAGCAGGACAUGGUUAAGGUCAAACACAAGCUGCUGCGCCAGAGCACCACCCGCCUGAUCGGCCCCAACUGCCCCGGAGUUAUUAAUCCGGGAGAAUGCAAAAUCGGGAUCAUGCCGGGCCACAUUCACAAGAAAGGAAGGAUUGGCAUUGUCUCAAGGUCGGGAACUCUCACAUACGAAGCUGUGCAUCAGACUACACAAGUUGGCCUGGGACAGUCUCUCUGCAUCGGCAUCGGUGGGGACCCCUUCAAUGGGACAAAUUUCAUCGACUGCCUGGAGGUGUUCCUGCAGGACCCCAAGACUGACGGCAUCAUCCUGAUCGGCGAGAUCGGCGGCAACGCCGAGGAGAAUGCUGCCGAUUACCUCAAACAGCACAACUCUGGAGCGAAUGCCAAGCCUGUGGUGUCUUUCAUCGCCGGGCUCACUGCCCCGCCGGGCCGUAGGAUGGGUCACGCUGGUGCCAUCAUCGCAGGGGGCAAGGGCGGAGCCAAAGAGAAGAUUGCCGCCCUACAGCAGGCGGGCGUUGUGGUCAGCAUGUCCCCUGCCCAGCUGGGCAGCACCAUGUUCAAGGAGUUUGAGAAGAGGAAGAUGUUGUAAAUGGCGAGAGGCAACACCCCCCCCCCCCCCCCCCCCCAUCUCCCUUAACGAAGCCGAGCACCCUGAUUUUGAGGUCGUACUGCCCUCCAGCGUCCUACAACUUGCAGACCGCCCUCUCCUGCAGUUCAGUUAAAACUACCAUUGCACUCUCACUACGCAGUAUUUUUCAUUUCAGCUAUGAAUUCAUACCUUUACACGAGAGUAAUUAUAUCAGUAUGUCUUGAUGGUGUCUUUUUCAAAACAUGAUAACAUGCUUGUCGUAGACUUAAGUAAAAGUGUCCUUUAGAGGACAGUUAUUGCCAUCCGUAAUGGUAGCUUUUGAUGUGUCUAUCUUAGUUUGACUAUUGAGGGAUGCCAUGGUAACUGAGGUGGUCUGGUGUCUGUCUUUCUACUACUCUCCUACUGUAACCAAGUAUUCCAUUACAACGUCUGUUCUCACUGGCUAUACACCUGAAUAAGAAAAUAUUUCUCAAACACA
Messenger RNA from Oncorhynchus kisutch (coho salmon), 1543 nucleotides. It is a transcript of the gene suclg1, whose product is annotated as succinate-CoA ligase GDP/ADP-forming subunit alph. Bases 91 to 1065 code for a protein of 324 amino acids. The transcript is spliced from 9 exons. Gene Ontology annotation, cellular component: succinate-CoA ligase complex (ADP-forming); mitochondrion. Gene Ontology annotation, biological process: tricarboxylic acid cycle. Gene Ontology annotation, molecular function: succinate-CoA ligase (ADP-forming) activity; succinate-CoA ligase (GDP-forming) activity. The record is from RefSeq and is a predicted model, not a curated record. Lineage: Eukaryota; Metazoa; Chordata; Actinopteri; Salmoniformes; Salmonidae.